UCGGGAAAGAGGCAAAGUCAGAGGUAUGACACACGAUCACAUGACACUUUCUCAGGAACAAUAUUCAAUAUAACGUCAUUUAUCAUAGAUUUGUUGCAGCUUAAGCAAUUUUCGCUACAAUUGUUACAUCGCAAGUUAGCGUUUACAGCUAACGGAUACUUCGCUCUCGAUAAUAGUUUUCUUCAUUCGCUGAUCGGCACGGUGGCGACUUACUUGGUGAUACUUGUGCAAUUUCAAAUGGGGAGCUCGUGUUCGUCGAAACCUCAAUGCAAUUGUACGGGAGAAAAUGUGUCAUAAACAGAAUAGUGUAGUGAAAAUAAACAGCAGACAUAAUGUGUGCCGCUCACAAUAAGUUUUUUAAAUUGGCAUAUAAAAUCAAAUUAAAUGUUAUCGACACGCAAAACUGCACUGA
Messenger RNA from Vollenhovia emeryi, 412 nucleotides. RefSeq names its product putative gustatory receptor 2a. Lineage: Eukaryota; Metazoa; Arthropoda; Insecta; Hymenoptera; Formicidae. The annotation marks the transcript as partial. The record is from RefSeq and is a predicted model, not a curated record. The transcript is spliced from 2 exons. Gene Ontology annotation, cellular component: axon; neuronal cell body; dendrite. Gene Ontology annotation, biological process: sensory perception of taste.